AUGGCGUCUGCAAACAAAACCUCACCAGAUGAUCUGACAAUUGAGAAUUUGACGCCCCAUGUCAUCAAACUAGGUUCAAACAUCAACGAUGAGCGCGUGAAAUUCGUCUUCGCAAAGCUGAUCCAAUACUCACACGACUUUGUCCGAGACACGAAACUGACCACGGCCGAAUGGGAGGCGGCAUGGCAGUACCUGACCGAGUUUUGCACCCCGGACCGGCAGGAAAUGAUCCUCCUCUCCGAUGUCCUGGGUAUAUCGGCGCUGGUCGAUGCCAUCAACAACCCGACUGCUCCGCGAGCGACGGAAUCGUCUGUACUAGGACCUUUCCACAAUGAAGCCCACGAGUUCGACAACGGCCAAUCCAUCGCUUCCAAGGGAGCUAUCGGAGAACCCAUGCUCAUCCGCGGAACGGUCACUGACACCGAAGGCAAUCCACUGCGCGGCGCCUCGGUAGAUGUAUGGGAGACGAACGGCAACGGCUUCUACGACAUGCAGGACCCCGAAAAGGACGAACCGGACUGUCGCGGUAUCUUCCACACGGACGAAGAGGGUAGGUUUGCACUGGUCGGCGUAAGGGCAGUCGACUAUCCGAUCCCGUUUGAUGGACCGGUGGGUGUUCUGCUACGCCUGCUGAACAGAUCGAAUGUGCGACCAGCACAUGUGCAUUUUGUGCUCCAACACCCAGACUGCGUUCGACUUACCACGGCGUUGUACUCGAAUGACAGCACGAACGUGGCGCUGGAUCCCGUCUUUGGGGUGAAGAAGAGUCUCAUUAAGCAAUUCGGGUGGUCGGAUGACGCCGACCUAGCCAAGCAGUUUGGGGUUGAGAUGCUAGAAAGGGUCGACGCUCAGGGUAAGAAAACGGCCGGAUUCUGGACGCUGGAGCAUGAUUUUGUUUUGGUCAGGAGAUAG
Messenger RNA from Fonsecaea nubica, 912 nucleotides. RefSeq lists its product as hypothetical. Bases 1 to 912 code for a protein of 303 amino acids. The record is from RefSeq and is a predicted model, not a curated record. Gene Ontology annotation, molecular function: catechol 1,2-dioxygenase activity; ferric iron binding. Gene Ontology annotation, biological process: catechol-containing compound metabolic process. Lineage: Eukaryota; Fungi; Ascomycota; Eurotiomycetes; Chaetothyriales; Herpotrichiellaceae. The transcript is spliced from 3 exons.